Aspergillus sclerotioniger CBS 115572 is the source of this 1250-nucleotide messenger RNA. RefSeq lists its product as uncharacterized. Lineage: Eukaryota; Fungi; Ascomycota; Eurotiomycetes; Eurotiales; Aspergillaceae. The record is from RefSeq and is a predicted model, not a curated record. Bases 173 to 823 code for a protein of 216 amino acids. The transcript has a single exon.
CAUCACCCUCAUCCUCAUCCUCCUCAUUAGGGACAUCCCGUUAAGCCACCCUCAUACCGAUUCUUUGGCUUAUUCACUUCCCUGCCCCCCUCUGAGUCGUCAUUGAUCGCUAUUCACCACACCUCACCUCACCUCACCUCAUCUCCAUCGAUCAAUUUAAAAUCCACCCACGAUGCGCUCCAAUCAACCCUCAUCACACGGGCUCUCCUUGCACACUUCGUUUCCUUCCGAACGAGCCUGCACCGCCGACUGUUGCUCCAUGUCGAUAACCUCCACCACCGCUUCGACGGUGCCUCCCCAUCCUCCCGUCGGUCCGUCGUCCUCGUCUACGACACCGACUCCGCUCAGCUCCACUACCGUCAGUCCCACUUCAUCGCCCACUUCGUCUCCUUAUCCCUUCCGCCGCUUUCACCACCGCCUCAGUCUCACUCGCGACCCCAUCAAUCUGAAUGGCCACCACCACUACCCCAACAGUACUUCCUCCCCUUCCAGUCGCAGCCAAAGCCCCUUCCGACUCUCCUACUCGUCCCUCCUUCGUCGUCCCUCGUUGAUGCUCCUCCGCCGUCGCCCCUCCAAAGUCGACUUAGCCUUGUGCGAGGAACGGUCUCGAUGCGACGAAGACUCCAUCGAGCGGCAGGGUCUAGAUCUUAUGGAGCCGCGCCCGGUGGAUCCACUCGGCUUUUCCAUGGAUAGUAUGGACGCGAGUGUCUUCUCCUCGGGCUCGUCGAUGGUUGGCGAUCGAUCCUCAACACAAAGUUUGACCGUUGCGCAACCGCGCUUCGUCAUGGGUGGCAUUUUCGAGGUCUUGGAAGGAAGUGGCUAGCCUUUUCGACUACAUAGUUUUUUCCCUCCCUUGCUUUGCUUUGUCACUUGGGUUUAAAUUAUGGUGGUUAUUCCUGGUGUUUUGCUUUGCCUUGCUUUACUUUGCUCUGCUUGGUGGGAGCUUCUGGCGCUUUGCUUGAUGUCUGCUUAUCUACCAGGGUGCAACGCUCCACACCUGGGUUGUUUAUGAUCUGAGCGAAUUGGAACAGGCGUAAUACUUGGUUUGAUUUGGACGGAGUUUGGGUGAUGGGCAAUGGCGUCUUUAGAGUUGGUUGCCUUUUUCUUUUCUUUUUUCAAAUAUUUUUUAUCUUUUGAUAAAUAUGAUUCUCAAUGGAAUCCACUCAUCUACCCUCCUGCUUCUGGAUUUAUGGGCCGAAAAUACAAAUGAAUACUCUCAUCUGCUUAUACUGUCAGUUGAUUUCAGCGUU